AUGAAGUUACGCAGGACACAGGUAGCCUGCACACACCUGAAAUCCCCCAGGAGACAGUCCCAGAUGGCCCUGGUCACCCAACCUUGCAGUGCCCUGGUCACCCGACCGUGCAGUGCCCUGGUCACCCGACCGUGCAGUGCCCUGGUCACCCGACCGUGCAGUGCCCUGGUCACCCGACCGUGCAGUGCCCUGGUCACCCGACCGUGCAGUGCCCUGGUCACCCGACCGUGCAGUGCCCUGGUCACCCGACCGUGCAGUGCCCUGGUCACCCGACCGUGCAGUGCCCUGGUCACCCGACCGUGCAGUGCCCUGGUCACCCGACCUUGCAGUGUCCUGGUCACCCGACCUUGCAGUGUCCUACACG
Molecule: messenger RNA, 364 nt
Organism: Oncorhynchus keta (chum salmon)
Lineage: Eukaryota; Metazoa; Chordata; Actinopteri; Salmoniformes; Salmonidae
Product: cornifin-A-like
Exons: 1
Source: RefSeq, a predicted model, not a curated record